This is a messenger RNA of Mycosarcoma maydis (corn smut), 2853 nucleotides long. RefSeq lists its product as uncharacterized. Gene Ontology annotation, cellular component: cytosol; cell periphery. Gene Ontology annotation, molecular function: cysteine-type deubiquitinase activity; K48-linked deubiquitinase activity; cysteine-type carboxypeptidase activity. Lineage: Eukaryota; Fungi; Basidiomycota; Ustilaginomycetes; Ustilaginales. Bases 1 to 2853 code for a protein of 950 amino acids. Gene Ontology annotation, biological process: protein K48-linked deubiquitination. The transcript has a single exon. The record is from RefSeq and is a predicted model, not a curated record.
AUGGACGGCGGCGGUGGAAGCUGUAGCGGAAACGGCGGCGGCGGAUUCUUUGGCGGUUGCAGCAGUGGCGAUGGUGGAGCGACAUCUGCUUUUGCUCACAGCAGCAGCCACCACCUCCAUCACCUCCACCACAGUGCGCAUGCUAGCAGUAUGCCUCGACCUCGCGCAUCCGCUGCGACCAAUGCAUCUUCAUCCAGGCCAUCACCUGCAUCGACUCAAGCAACCACAGCAAAUGAUGAGGCACAAUGGUCGCUAAAGGACAUCGUUUGGCAAGGGCGUGAGUGCAAGAUCAUCACACAGAACCACAACGGACCAUGCUCGCUCAUCGCGCUUUGCAACGUUCUGCUCUUGAGGGGCGAGCUUCAAAUCACACCUCCCGAUCGGCCCGUGGUCAGCUACAGCUACCUCAGUCAACUGCUUGCCGAGCAUCUGCUCACCAAAGUGACCAAUGACGGACAUGGAGGAGAAGAACUGGAAGCGGCGCUCAGCAUCUUGCCUCGCACGCAGUACGGUUUGGACGUGGAUGUCGGUUUCGACUCGAUCACUUCCUUUGCCGCUACCGCAGGGAACGAUGGAGGCGCAGGGGAGCUCGCCCUGUUUCGGCUGUGCGGUGUGCAGCUUGUGCAUGGCUGGCUACCCGAUCCAGCCGAUGCAGAGACCUAUCAGGCAGUACAGGAAGCGCGCAGCUACAACAAGGCUACUGACGUGGUGGUCAAGGGUGACGCGGUGGCAGAUGGUGCGGUUGUGCGCGAUCGAGGUGUCGGCGCCCUGGCAGCAGAGCUUGCAAGUCAGGCUGCAAGUUCCAAUGGCAAGCGGCCGGAACGACGCGCCUGGACCGACGAUCAACGUGCAACGAUACGUCAGGCACUAGCUCUGCAAUCAUUCCUGGACACGCACUCAACUCAACUCACAUAUCACGGCUUAUUUGUGCUGGCGCAAGAGAUUCCUGCGGGCCAGCCGAUUGCGCUUUUCCGCAAUUCACAUCUCUCGGUGCUGUACAAGCGGCUGCCACACGAAGGCGUGAGCGCAGCGACUCAAGGCGCAGCACCUAUGUCGCCGCCACCGCCACCGCCGAACCUCUUCACUCUGGCUACCGACGCGAGCUUCUUGAUGGAGGAUGAGAUUGUUUGGGAGAGUCUGGUGGAUGUGGAUGGUGCAAGCAGCGAGUUUUUCGACGGAAAGUUUCACAAGUCGAUACUGCGACAAGGCGAUUACGUAGGAAGCAACGCGGACCGUCUUGGAGCCGAUGGAGCCGAUAGGGCGGGCUAUCAACAGAACGAAGAUGCCGACUACGCGCUUGCGAUGCAGAUUUACCACAAUGACCAGGAUCGAUUGGAGCGACACCAACAGAGACGGAGGAACAGACAGUCACAAUCUCAGCAGACAAUGGUGCGAGGCGAGCGCAGCCACACGCCAGCUGCGCCUGAGCUGAUGUUAGAGACGCCCAACGAGGUGUUCACCACCAUGCGAUUCGAGACGGUGCGCAGUAAAGACGAAGGAGAUGCAUUGAUCGUGUCGAGCUUGAUCCCAUUACAACUGCGCAACGAUCUUGCAGAUUCGCUUAGCAGUCUGCAGGAUCUGUCGAUCGGAGGAUCAGAGGCUGUCGCAUCGGUGCCGGUAGCAAGUCAAUCGACUAACCCAUUCCUCAAUGCUUCAGAGACGGCUUCAACACCUCAUCCAACGAACCCGUUCCUUGUCAAUGCGACGGCUCCGGCCAAGCAUCGACUGUACCAUCACAUUCCAUUGCUGGAGAAGCACUUGGAGCGUAUCAAGCUAUCGGCUGGUGCGAUUUGCCGUGCCUAUCCUGCCGUCUGGUCGAUGCCGCUGCUAGAGCAAGAGAAAUCGCUAGAGCCAGAAUCUAUCCUGGCAGCCAUUGAGACGGCUUUGGCAUCUGGUGCACCUCUCGAGAACACGGAGGGUCAGGUCAAGGGAAUUCGAGUGGCAAUUCGAAGGGAUGGAUUGAUCAGGGUGACUGAGCGCAACAUCACAGCGUUUCCGAGCACCCUGGACAAGGGAAUAGAAGCCGCUCCACCACCGAGCGUGCGGCUCGAUUCGAUUGCAACACGCGUGCGAACUUUGGAUCUGGAGCCCAUCGUGUUCAACAAGACGGACGCACGGGGAUUCUACGAAGCGGCGAAGCAGCGGGUGGGAGCGGAUCCGGGAGUGCUUAGUGGAGUGCGCAAGGGGGACGAGAAGUGCUUCGAUGUGAUACUGUGGAACGACGAACAGGAGCAAGUAGUGGACGGAUCAAUUGUGAUGGCUACUUCGUCGACAAGGCUGGUGACCGAGUCGAGUCUGGCGAAUGUGUUGGUCGAGGAGGUGGAUGCUGUUGGAGGCACAUCUCGCUUUGUGACGCCGCGAACGCAGACAGGCAUGCUGGAUGGUCUGUUACGCCAUUGGCUGGUCGAAAAGGGACUAGUACACGAGCAGGACGUGAGUGUUGACGAGCUUGUUGGUCGUGUGGACUCUGGAGCUGCGAACAUCUGGCUUUGCAAUUCCUUACGCGGAGUGUGGAAGGUAGAGUUGGUUCGUUUGGCGCAACACCACGGCGGAGCUUCUGGAAGCGCUGCUGGGGCCGAUGCAGGUGGGCCACCAGCGCGAGUCAAAAAGACGCGCUUCUCUUCGCUCGUCCGGGGCCUUUCUCGAUCCGACUCGACCAGCGGCGCAGCAGCUAGUUCGCAAAGACAAGCUGCAGAACCGCCAGCAGUGGAAGAAACAGUACGCGAACAAGUCCGUGACGAUCUCUACGGUGACCGACGGGAAAGCAAAAGCAACCUUGGCAACGCCACCAAGUUCAAAGGCAAGAAGGCGAAAAAGGGCAAGGACGACAAGAAGGAUUGCUGCAUCAUGUGA